Molecule: messenger RNA, 1650 nt
Organism: Paramecium octaurelia
Lineage: Eukaryota; Ciliophora; Oligohymenophorea; Peniculida; Parameciidae
Source: the annotation of a GenBank genome assembly
AUGUACAUAAAAGGUAUUUGGAAUUAAGUAGACUAAUACUAAUAGUUUACUUAGCCAGAAUUAAGUAUAAGAUUACAAAAAAUCAGUAAAAAUUCUUCCUUUGUUUAUCUGCUUUGUACGAACAAAGAAAUAGUCCUCUGCAAAGUAAUUUAGUGUAAUCAUAAACUUAGGAACCCAAUUAUGGCUAAGCCUAUAAAUAUUUAAGAAUCGGAUUUGAUUAUAAGUUUUAAGUUUUGAGAAGUCCUUCUCUUUUGAUAAACCCCUCUUUGUCAGAAUGGAAGGGAGAUAACAUUAAACAAAUGGGGGAAAUUCUAGCCAUUAAAUUAUUCAGAGAAAAUACUAUAAAGUAAUGCGAGUUAAAAGGAUCUUUAAGAGACUUGCAAAUGCUUAGGAAAUUUUUAGGGAAUAGAAUGAAUUAGGUUGGCUUCCAUUAAUAUUUCAAAGUACACAAGUUGAUUGGUUAAGGAAGUUUUGCUUCAGUAUACUUAGCUACUAGAAUUGAGGAUGGAAUGAAGAUGGCGGUAAAGGCCUUCUGUAAGAAAGUCGUCUAUAAAUAGGAGAAAGGAUAAGUAAAAAAGAUUUAAAUUUAUCAUAGGAGGGCCUGGUUAAUGAAAUUCAAAUAAUGAGAGAUUUAGAACACCAAAAUUUGAUGAAAUUACAUGAAGUUUACGAAACUCGAAACUCAAUUUAUAUGGGCUUAGAAUUACUAGAAGGUGAUUUGCUUUAUGAUCUUCACAAAAUAAAAAGAAAAUUUACAUCUUGGGAGAUUUACACCAUCAUGAAAGGUCUCUUAAAUGGUCUGACUUACAUUCAUGAAAAGGGUCUUAUGCAUAGAGAUCUAAAAUUGGAAAACAUUCUCUUUAGAGAGCCUGAGUAAUGAGUCUAAUUUAUUUUUAUAGUAACUUCAAUUCUGUUGUUAUUGCAGAUUUUGGUUUGGCCACUUAUGUUGAUCACAUCCCUUACAUUUUUACAAGGUGUGGCACUCCAGGAUUUGUGGCACCUGAAAUCAUCAAUUUAUAGAACGAUUCCUAAACCUAUGGAGUUAUCUGUGAUAUGUUUUCACUUGGAGUCAUAUUUUAUAUCUUGACCACAGGGUAACCUGCUUUUAAAGGCACAAGUUAUAACACUAUUGUUAAAUCGAAUAGAGCAGGGUUUAUUGAUUUAUAAACGGAUAAGCUAAAUUAAUCAUCUUGGAAUUUGAAAGACCUGUUAUAUAAGAUGCUUUAGCGUGAUCCUCAAAAUAGAAUUACUUCUAGGUUGGCCAUUCAACAUGAUUAUUUUCGUUCUUUUGAUGAGGAUGAGCUGGCUUUGAUGUAAACAGAUGAUGAUCCUGGACUUGAAGAAAUAAUAACAAAAUUGAAUUCAAAAUAGAUUAGAUUGGAUCUCAGAAGGCUAAAUUAAAGUAAUGAUGAUCAUUAAAUUUGCAAAACUCAAGAUCUGAAAGUCAGUUAGAGUCAAAGUGAUCAAGAAUAGUUAAAUAUGGUCAUGAGAACUCCCCUUCUUACAGGAAGAGUAAGAUUUACAGAAGGUUUUUUUGCUUUGUUAUACUUAGGCUCACCAAAUCAGUCUAUUCAGUCUUCGGAUUUGAUUCUCCAAAGUCCUGGUUAGGAUUAAAAUUAAACGAAAUGGCUUAAAUCAUUUUUAUUAUGA